AUGUCGGCUCGGUUUGACGCGGUCCUCCGGGGGGGGGGCGACGGGUUCAUGGUCGAGUGCAUUCCCCAAGGGGCAUGCGGGACGUACGGCGGUUAUGUGUAUGGAUGCACUUGUGACGCGAUGCAAACCCAACUGGCCAGUUGGCGUCUUCGUGGAAUCUGCGGAUUGAGAUUCUCACGGGUGUUCGAACCUAAACAAAAAUGCAAUGUUGGGAGUCCCAUCAGGACAAAUCUCGCUGGCUCCGAACCGGAGAUGCUGCACAAGCACUUCCUUGCGGCUCGCGAGACACCCGGAUCACAGACCGGUUCGAUGCAGAGCAUCACCACGGCGGCCAUCCUUGGCGUCGAAAGAGGUCAUUUCACCAGACCUUUCAGACGCACGACGUCCCAGGCGCCCCUCGCUGGUGCUGAUGCCGCUGGCGACUGGUCGCCUCCGGCGGCGGUCAUCAGAUGA
Messenger RNA from Colletotrichum higginsianum IMI 349063, 453 nucleotides. RefSeq lists its product as uncharacterized. Lineage: Eukaryota; Fungi; Ascomycota; Sordariomycetes; Glomerellales; Glomerellaceae. The record is from RefSeq and is a predicted model, not a curated record. The transcript has a single exon. Bases 1 to 453 code for a protein of 150 amino acids.